Molecule: messenger RNA, 3778 nt
Organism: Drosophila willistoni
Lineage: Eukaryota; Metazoa; Arthropoda; Insecta; Diptera; Drosophilidae
Gene: sr
Product: probable serine/threonine-protein kinase yakA
Exons: 3
Coding region: 383-3154 (923 amino acids)
Biological process (GO): regulation of transcription by RNA polymerase II
Molecular function (GO): RNA polymerase II cis-regulatory region sequence-specific DNA binding; DNA-binding transcription factor activity, RNA polymerase II-specific
Source: RefSeq, a predicted model, not a curated record
AUAUUUGAAUAGAAAAAAUAUUGAUAAACAGUUUAACGAUAAGAAUUUUUAGAAAAUGUGAUAAAUUUUAGUGUAUAAUAAAUUUAUAUAUUUUUAUGACCCUUGAAGUUUUUUCUACAAAUUCAUAUUCUAAAUUUCUUAAGUUUACAAAAUUUUCUUUUAUGAAAACUUGUGAAAAUUGAAUUUAGCAGCCAGUAUUUUCGUCUAUAUAAAUUCAUUUAACGCCUAAUAAAAAUUUCUGCACGUUACACCUGAGAGAGAUAUAUGUGAUGUGAUGUGAUGUGAUGGGAUGGGAUCCGGCAAAAUGGCAACUAUGUAGCAGAAGCAAGUGAAAUAUUUCUACAAAAUAUGCGGCGUAGCCCCUGGAACCCAAUCAGCUACCAUGAUCAUGGAAGGGCUUGAAACCCUGGUGGCGCCAACGCAUCACGCAUUCCUGCUAACCGAAACGGCCGCUGCGGCCCAUUUCAAUGUCCUGAGCUUCGAUACGUGCCUCUUCAAGACCAGCACAGCGGCUCAGAGCAGCAGCCCAUCGACAGCGGCCUCGACAGCCUAUUUUGGCAAUCCCAGUGCCAGCACCAGUUCAUCGACAAGCAGUUCAAACAGUUCCCAAACAUUGCUUCAUUAUUCAUCCGUAUCGGCGGCGGCAGCAGCAGCAGCGGCCGCAGCAUCGGCAGCGGCUUCAAAUAGCAACACAAACAACUCCGUGUUAAGGGCACGCAAUCAAACAACCACCCCAACUCAGGGCGGUAGUCCGGGCCUUGCCCAAGCAGCACAGCCAAGUGCUGCAGCCAGUAGUGGUCGCAGCUCGGCCUCCCAUUUGAGUCUAUUGAACACAAGUCAACAUAGUCCCGUACAGCCGGAAGGUGCAGAGCAUCACCAUCACCAUCACCACCACCAACAACAACAACAGCAUCCUCAGCAGCAUCAUCAACAGCAGCAUCCGCUGAUUGAGGCUCUGCCCGGUGAUCUCAAUACGCCGGUGACUACAUCUACCGAUAUACCCUCGUUUUUUGGUCCAUCCACUGUGGUGGAGCCACCCCCAAUUACCGGCUCUAUUGAAUCAGAGGACUUAUCUCUUGAGCCACAAAUUGUCUCUGUGGCCAGUCCGGUAUUGUCGUCGUGCAGUACCUUGAAGGAGGAGCGUAGCACACCGCCAAUUUUGACAAUUGUUAAGGAAGAAUCAAGUAAUAAUAGUUGUAAUAUGUAUUCACACAACAACAACAACACAUCAACAACAACAACAACAACACAGGCAAAACAGAAUACAAGUGAAAACAAUGAUCACACAAAUGAAAGCGGCGUUGGUUCGCCAGCAACAGCCUCACAUUCACAACAACAACAACAACAGCAGCAGCAACAACAACAACAACAGCUGCAUCACAAUAGUAACACGAAUACCAAUACGAAUUGCCACCACAGUCAUCAGCAGCAACACCAACAACAACAACAACAACAACAACAACAACAGCAACAACAACAACACAUGAGCUCCCCGCAACAUCAGCAACAAUACCAACAACAACACCAAAUAUUACACGAACAAUUGCCACAUCAUCAUCACCAUCAUCAUCAUCAUCACCAUCAUCCACACAAUCACCACCAACAACACCAACAACAGCAACACCAACAACAACAACAACAACACCAACACUAUCAGCAGCAUGCUCUACAACAGCAACAACAACAACAACAACAGACUGGCAAAAUCUCAUAUCGUGGCAUUUUUACCACCACAGGCAACCUCAACAACAACAACAACAACAGCAAUCACAUGAGCCAACAACAGCAGCAACACCAGCAGCAAUUGGCCUCGCCGCAGCAACUAAACGUAUUGCCUGGCCAAAUGUCACCACCCUCUAAUAGUCUCGGCAAUAGUUGGGGUCUACCUAGCCCUGACAAAUCUCUAUUCCAACCACCCAUGUUUAAUUUGCCCGCACAAUAUGCUAUGCAACAGCAGCAGCAGCAACAACAACAGCAGCAGCAACUACAACAGCAGCAGCAGCAACAUCCCCAACAUCAACAGCAAUCUCUUACGCCCACUUCGUACGAUGAUGGCCGAGCAGCCGCCGCCGCUGCAGCAGCUGCUGCAGCUGCUCAGCAACAUGCCGAAUUGCUUGGCCUAACAAUGGAUUGCACCCCAUUGUUGCUUAAACCAGGACCGCCGCCAACAUAUACGGCAACAACGAGUGUGACAGCCGCAACAGUGGGAUUUACUAGCCUGGCGGAAUUGCAAACCACCCAUGAGCAACAGCAACAACAAUACGCUGCUCGUAGUCAGAUAUCCGGAACCAAAUAUCAAUGGUUGGAUAUGGAUCAGCAACAAGUACAGCAACAGCAGCAACAAGUGCAACAGCAAUCGCAACAGACAUUGGUAUUGCCGGGACCUACUUCAUCGGCUAGCUCUAGCAAUGCAGCAUUGGGUGUUCUGAUACCCAAACAGGAACAAUCCUAUCCAGAGCCCAGUUCAAAUGGCACCGGUUACUCAGUGACAUCUGGCGCCGGGAGCAGUGGCAAUGCUAAUGCUACAGCAGUGCAACUAGCUGAAUAUAGUCCUUCUACUAGCAAGGGUCAUGAGAUAUUGUCACAAGUCUAUCAACAGAGCACCUUGCCCUUGAAAUUGGUUCCGGUCAAGCCACGAAAAUAUCCAAAUCGUCCCAGUAAGACACCCGUACAUGAGCGACCCUAUGCCUGCCCGGUGGAAAACUGCGAUCGCCGGUUCUCCCGAUCCGAUGAACUCACCCGCCAUAUACGCAUUCACACUGGCCAAAAGCCAUUCCAGUGUCGCAUUUGCAUGCGUAGCUUCAGUCGCAGUGAUCACUUGACCACCCACAUACGGACUCACACGGGUGAGAAGCCAUUUAGUUGUGAUAUAUGUGGUAGGAAGUUUGCCCGAUCCGAUGAGAAGAAGCGACAUGCCAAAGUUCAUCUAAAGCAGCGUAUCAAGAAGGAAAGCAAAGCGUCUAGAAGUGAACAACAGCAGCAGCAGCAGCAGCAGCAACAGCAGCAACAGCAACAACAGCAGCAGCAACAACAACAAUUGCAACAGCAACAACAUCAUCAAUAUCAACCGCAUCCCCAUCAUCAUUUGUUGCAGGCAGCCGAUUUGGCAAUUGUCACCUCUGCGGCAGCAGCAGCAGCAGCAACGUCCAUGUAGACCGAAGAGAAUUCAACAUCAACGAUUGAUUCCUCCCAUCAUGAUCGUCAGGUGCCAUUUCUGGAUCUCAAUCUGGAGCAUUUAGAGGUUGGUUUAACCUCAGAUUAUGGCACAUUGUCGCCAUUAAAUAGCCCCCGAUUGCAGUUUAAAUACGUGUUUGUUAGUCAGAAUGCAGAGGAUAGCCAGCCGCUAUUCAGCUGUAGGGAGGAUAAAGAGGGGACUGAGGAAGAGGAAUCAAUUGUAGAUGCUGAAUCUGAUUAAGAACAUAAAAAUUCAAUAUAAGCCAGAGAGUUAAAUGUUGUUGAAAUUAUUCGGGUUGUAAUCUAAAAUACAUAUGUGUGUAUUAUGUAUGUAUCAUACAUACACCUAUUUUAAUGUGUAUGCAAGACACUAAAUCUUAAAUUAUAGCAUAGCCCACACGGACACUAAAACACACAGACACACACACACUCACAAACAACACGGACAAACAAAAAGUUACUAACAAUGCCUAAUUGAAAAAUAAUAAUAAUCCUAAUAACAAAUACACACGCACACACACACACAAAAACCAUAUUUAACUUAUAUCUCUAAUACUGUGAUCUCAUGUGUAAUAAUUAUUAAUUUUAAUUUCUUUUUUAACUA